Molecule: messenger RNA, 1600 nt
Organism: Megalobrama amblycephala (Wuchang bream)
Lineage: Eukaryota; Metazoa; Chordata; Actinopteri; Cypriniformes; Xenocyprididae
Product: olfactomedin-4-like
Exons: 5
Coding region: 126-1511 (461 amino acids)
Biological process (GO): signal transduction
Source: RefSeq, a predicted model, not a curated record
GUACAUCCAUUGGGUGUCAAACACAAUAAGCAUGAGAAUAAGACAUGUGCUGUAGAUUAGUUCUGAUAACAUGCUGCAUAUAAGGCAGUAGCUGAGAAAGAGAAACAUAUUCUGAAAAGAGAAGCAUGAUGGAUCUCCUGCUGCUCCUCCUGCUUGCGGCUCCUGCUCACGCCUGGCUGUCUCUAGAGGAUUGGGGCUCUGGCAGCGUCGACGGCUCCAUCGGGGAGUUUGGACAGUGUGUUUGUAACGUGUUCCUGCCCGAUACUUCAUUCCCAGCGGACCGUGUGGAGCACAUGCAGACGUCCUCAAAUCAGCUCUCUGUAAUAGUCAAGCUCCACAUCAACAAGGUCAGCAGUCUGAAGGUACAGCUGGUCAUUCUUCUCAGCCAGCUCUCCAACCUGACGGGUCGUGUGGAGAAUCUGGAGAGUGGCCCGGACAAGUACAUCAAACUGGACUUCGAGCUCCUCCGCAUUGAGCUCAGAGAGUUUGAGGCUCUGGUCACACAACUGAAAACAUCUCUAAACUCCUCUUCACCUGCCUUUGAGAGUCUUUACAUAGAGAUUCGCAAUAUGAGUUUAAUUGUCGACCAACUGGAAAGCUACGACCGGAGCAACUUAGAAGUGAUUCGCAUUGAGUUCGCCAAACUUCAGAGGAAACUGGAGAAAUGUCAAGAUGAUAAGGAUGAUCACUCUAAUGCACAAAUAGGGUCCUGUAAGCAUGAAGGCAUUCUCAGGAUUGGAAAACCCAUCAUCAGCCAGCUAAACGCAAACCUGAAUGGAGGUUUCAAGUAUGGAGGAUGGGGUAAAGACUCCAAGCCCUUGCCUGGCUCUGAGAACAUGUACUGGUACUACGGCUUUACCGACACUUUGGUCACUAAAAUCACACAGUACACUGACUACUACAAACUGAUCAUGAGACAGGCCUUUAAGACACAUGAGCUUUUCGUCAGAUAUCAAUAUGAUUGGCAAGGCACUGGAAACAACUACAUUGUGCGAGAAAACACCAUGUACUAUCAGUUCAGAAGCACUUUUGGUAUGGCAAAGUUCAACAUGACCAGUGUAACUGCUAACUUCAAGGCGAUUCCCAAGGCCAGCAGCAGAUUCUCAUAUCAUUACUCGGCCAACCAGAACCUGGAUUUCGCAGCCGAUGAGUCUGGCCUGUGGGUAACUUACGCCACAGAGGAAUCAAAUGGUAAACUGGUUUUAGGGAAGAUCAAUGAGGAGACAUUUGAGGUAGAGGAGGUUUGGCAGACCAGCGAAUACAAGAACUCAAUCACAAACGCGUUCAUGAUAUGUGGCGUCCUGUAUGCAACCAGGUCAGUAGAUACGCAAACAGAGGAGAUCUUUUACACCUAUGACACCAAUAAAAAUGAGGAAAGCCACGUUAGCAUUCACUUUGAGAAGUUCCAGGAUUUUUAUGUGUACCUGGACUACAAUCCUGCCGAUCAGAGACUUUACAUGUACAACAACGGAUACUAUGUGUAUUACAAUGUGAAGUUCAAGGCUGAUUAGAUAAACUACCACAUUCAAACUUUACUGAUAAAUGACAAUUUUAAUCUUCCCUGUGGAAAUGCAAAUAUUACAAUAAAGUUAUACACAAG